This is a messenger RNA of Danaus plexippus (monarch butterfly), 574 nucleotides long. It is a transcript of the gene Urm1, whose product is annotated as ubiquitin-related modifier 1. Gene Ontology annotation, molecular function: protein tag activity. The coding region runs from base 186 to 515 and encodes 109 amino acids. Gene Ontology annotation, cellular component: cytoplasm; nucleus. Gene Ontology annotation, biological process: protein urmylation; tRNA thio-modification. NCBI's taxonomy places the organism in Eukaryota, Metazoa, Arthropoda, Insecta, Lepidoptera, Nymphalidae. The record is from RefSeq and is a predicted model, not a curated record. The transcript is spliced from 2 exons.
AUCAUAAUAUAACCUGAAAAAGUUUAAAACCGAAUGCAAAUAAUUGAAAUUGCUUUUGGAGGUAUAAAUCUUAGUCUGAAGGAAAUUAAAAUAUAUAAUUGUUAUGUAUGAAGAAAUAUUUAUAUAUCCACUUAUAUAAAAUAAAUCCGAACUUUGCUUGAAUUUUUUUCUUAUACACAUUUAAAAUGGCAAAUGGUUUGAAUAUUCAUAUACAUUUUGGAGGUGGAGCUGAGUUACUGUUUGAUAAAAUCAAGAAGCAUAUCGUAGAGUUACCGCCGGCGAGGAAAUAUUUCCCGGAUGCUGAUAUUGAAAAAUGGAGGAUAAAAGAACUUUUGAUUUGGAUAAAAGACAAUUUAUUGAAAGAAAGACCCGAACUAUUUCUGCAGGGGGAGUCGGUGCGUCCCGGGAUACUGGUGCUGAUAAAUGAUGCGGAUUGGGAACUGUUUGGUGAACUGGAAUAUGAGCUACAAACAAACGAUGAGAUCACAUUCAUAUCCACCUUACACGGAGGAUGAAAAUAGAUAACUGAACUCUGUGUUAAUUUUAUAUAUAUAAUAAAGUCUCAUUAAUAUAA